AACAGAGUUCUCGCCAAAAGUCUCUACUGCCAGCGAAACCGCCCUGCUUUUUUCUCGUCUGCUCGUCUUUUUUCGGAAAGAAGAGCGGACUGUACUGGAAUCAAUAUACACCCCAGAAGAACUCUCCAUUAGUCCCGAUUACACCGUCACAUUUCACUUAAAUGAUCCUGGGUCGUCCGACUCAUUCGUCGUGAACAUUACAUGGCCAAAAAGCUAUCCCUUCGAAAUCCCGUCAGUUGAUCUUGACGCCUUCUGCAAUCGGCACCUUCCCCAAACGCUUAAGGAAAAGAUUAUUAACGAACUUAAUGAUUUAGCCAAAGUCAACACAGGAGAGCCAUUGACAUUUACACUUAUCGAACACCUUCGCGAAAACGCUGCAAGCUACUUUGAAGAAAUAAAAUUAGCAAGAUCUGUUGCAUCUGCUCAAAGAAAUUCAGAACCGACGAAAGAAAGAUCUGCAAAAGGGCCAGCCUUGACGAAAUCUCAGAAACGAAGACAAGUUAAUCGCCUUGACGCGUCUGGAAACCUUCCGCGAGGAUGGAAUUGGGUCGAUGUUGUUAAACAUCUGCGUCAGACAGGCUCGCAAGAGGUGGACAAUUUGUGA
Molecule: messenger RNA, 604 nt
Organism: Dibothriocephalus latus
Lineage: Eukaryota; Metazoa; Platyhelminthes; Cestoda; Diphyllobothriidea; Diphyllobothriidae
Source: the annotation of a GenBank genome assembly